AUGGGUUUCCCGAGGGCAUCAUGCCGGCUGCUGGCCUCUCCACAGACUCGCUCACUCUCGCUCUUCUUCGCGGUCGCUCAGCUUCGCGUGGAGGGAGUCCACUCUCGUUCUCUCGCCUGCCGGACCUUCGUUAGCCCUACCAAGAUCUAUGGUCUCGGCCAUGGUUGGUUCAGAUGGCGUACAAUCGCCCUGCAGGAGCUGGGACUCGGCGUUCUUACGGGUAACCGGGGCUUCUCCUCUGGGGCGACGGAGGCGGCUGUUUCAGAACCGAAAAGCUCAGACGGGAUGACGGUGGACGACAUCGUCGGGAAGGGUUGGCCUAUACUGGAUGAGGCCGAGGGGGACUGGAGGAGCCACGCGGCAGCCAUAGCCCAGUCCAUCCAUUUGAUCAAGAGGCGGUUGCAGGUAUCCGCUGUUACCUUCUUUUCAACUUCGAUUCUCGGAAUGACCCAUGUUUUGUGCGUUCUGAAAAAAUGGAUUCUUUGGGUGAUAAAAGGUGUUCGGCUUCCCUUGCCUGCCGUGGAAGAUUUAUACCAAAAUUUCUAAUCACGAGUGUUUUAUCUGUCGAGACCCAGGAGGGUGUGGCUACCUUAUCUCACUUUACCCUUCUUGGUUGGCUGCUACGCUGUCCUCCUGCUUAUGCAGUGAAAUCGACGUCAGUUUUAGAGAUUUCAAAGUACCAUAGAUCUCUGGUGAUUGAAGUUUUUAGGAAAGGCCCUCUGUUUACGUUUUAGAAUCAUAAAAAUGACUGUUAUAUGUUUCUACACGUAUAUAUAUAUAUAUAUAUAUAUAUAUAUAUAUAUAUAUAUAUGUAUAUAUCUUCCCUGAAGCUCCUUACCCUGAGAGCAAUCUGAACUUUCUCUGUUCGUCAUUGCAACCAAAGUUCAAGAUUCCUCGGUGAAUAAAAGUAUUCAUUUCGUGCCAACAAUGGAGUUGCAUACGUAAUGGAAUUACUGUACAGCCCUUACUAGAAAGAGAAUGAUCCAUAAUGCUCCAUGAAGAAACAAGUUUCGAGGUGAUCAAUGCAGUGGGAUGGUCGUAAACAUAGAAGACGAUCUCAUUUAGUUCUCUUAUUCUUUCAUGAUUUACGUUAGAGGGUGUACCCUCUUAAACUGAUGAGUAUGCCAUUCUCAUCCUUGGCAUCGGUUGUGGUAAACGUACCUGUCUGCACUGGUAAAAAUGCUAUGUUUUGUGCACUAGGAUUUGGAAAUGAUUAUUGUUGAACAGGAUAUUGACGCAAGCUACAAUUGUGGUGGACUCUGGUGAAUCUUCCAUUAUAAACCAGUUUCUAUCCAAUCGAAUACUUUCAGCAUUACAAAAACGUUAAUUUUGUGUGAAAAAUUAGAAGACCCUCCUUUUCCACUUGCAUCUUUUAUCUCUUACAAUACCACAACCAUACUUCUUUUUUCAGUAUGACUUGUAUAAAAUUGAUGAAGUAUACAUUUAUAUAUUCCUUUCUUUUGAAAAAUGAUCCAUGUCGUAGUAUAUUUAUAAUUAAUUACCGUUAUAAUUUCAAGAUUAUUUCCAAAAACAGGCGGACAAAGUUUAAUAUCGAUUUUCUGGUCAGGCUUGUUUUUUUUUUUUUUUUCCAAACUUGAUUAUUUAGUGUUGUUCAUGAUAUACUAGCUCAAUAGUUCACUAUUAGGAUCAAUUCAGUUUGUAUGACCACAUUUAUUUUUUGCCUUCCUCUGUGAAUCCGUUCUGACAGUGGAGGAAGAUACUAGUUAAGGCAGAAGAACUCACAAUGGAGAUGGACAAGUCAGAUCUCUGGAAUGAUCCUGUAUAUGCUGGAAAGGUUAGUAAAGAGCAUGGUGCACUGAUGGGCAAGAUCAAAGAGAUCAAUGGAUUUGAGCGCGAACUACUUGAGCACAUUGAUAUGUUGAAGCUUGCGCGUGAAGAAAAUGAUAAUGAUGUGGCAUUGGUGAGCAUUUUCUUUGAUGGCAUGUAUCUUAUCUAUUUGAAACCAUAUCUUUUAUUCAAUCCUUGUUACGAUUAUAAUUUACCACAUAUUUGAAAAAAUUUCAAUCCAUUCUUUUAUUGUUACAUUUUGUUUUGAUGUUUUUUUGAAUGGAAUGUUUUGUAGCUGAUGUUGUAGUUUAUGAGUAUUCCAAACAGAGUUCCUUAAUCAUGGCUGCGCAAAGCAAACCCAUUGGUGAUGCAAUAAACUUUAGGAGCUAUCUAUUUGUCAUUAAUAACUUCAGAAUCAGUUGUUGAAAUAGAAAUCAUGUAUCUGCUUUUGAAAAGUGAGAUUUUCUUUUAAUGCAGUGGUUAUCUUGGGAACUAGCUUUUUGGUAGUUUCAUCCAUGUGAUUCCAGGAUUGAAUUUCGUUUCUGAAGCAUCAAUCUUUCUGGAAUGUGCAUCGAUGCCAUCAUCCAUUGUUUUGCGGUGGCUUGAUCCACCAGAUGCAAUGACACGGCAAAGUUCUCUGAAGAACUCCCCAAAUACCAAGCUUGGACAGGUACUAUUCCCCCCUGUGCCCACUUGGAAGGCAAUAAAACUAUGGCACUUAGAAGAUACCGCAGCACCUUUUAGUCUUUGAUAAGAGUCCAAGGAAAUAGCCUAUGUUGUUAUAUUUUUAUAUGCUUCUUCUUUAUUCCAGAAGGUAGUCUAAAGAUAAUCAUGGACCAGGAAGUUAUUGGUGAUAGAAAGCUAUCAUCAACACCCCAUCUAUAUAUGCAGGUGACAGCAUAGGUGGUUGCUUUGUUCAUUGAUUAUGGUCCCUAGUUUUGGGGUUGACUAGUGAAUAUUAUAUUUCACUUGCCUUUUUAGUUAUUGUAGAAUUAUGUCCUUCCUCUCCUGUCAAUUCAUCACGAACAUGAAUUGGCACAGAUUCGGUGGCUUGGUCUUUGCUUGCCAACCGAGGGCAACUCCCAACAUAUUUUGAGCUCCGUAGUAUUGACAGGAAAGCUCCACCCUCUAAUGGAAGUGGAGGUGAUCGAAAACGAUGGGGAAGUUCAGGUGCUUGAUUUGAUAAGUUACAAAUCUUUCUAUGGCAAUAUGCUUUACAUCUCUUGCAACCAUUUUUCUCAAUAAAUUCUUCUUAUGUCCAACAGUUUCACGCAUCUCUUGUCUGAUAAAAUAAAAUUAUUAUUUUUUUGGAAAUCAUGGUAUAUUGGCGAAACAAUGCUGUGGAAGACCUAUCAAGACUUUAUGUAGCAUUGACUUAUUUUGUAAGCUCUUUCUCCUUGAUAAGCAUUCCAGGACUGACUAUUUUGCAGAUAAGUCAUCAAUUAGGUCAUUCAUAAAAUUAUAUUUCUUUCAAGGAUCAUCUUCAUCUCAAGUUCUGUUUCCCUCUAUGUAUAUUUGCAUUUGAUCUUUUUAUAGUUUCUUUUUGAUUCUCGGUAUGGGUGUAGUUAUGUUUGGAUUAAUUAUCUUUUCAUUUACUUUUAAGAUGCUUUGGCGUACUCUUUUAUCUGCAUGCAGGAAUCCAUUACAGCACUGUUUAAAAUGAGAAGAAUCGCAAAGGAAAAGGAAUUGGAAGCGCUGUUGGCUGGGGAGCACGAUGAUUGUUCUUGCUUCAUGGAGGUGAUGCGCUCUAACCUUAUCUCUUUUUUCUGCAAAUUAUUAAUUUUUUUCCUUGAAUAUCAUGGUGACACGUCUUCAAUCAGUAAUUAUUCUUCUUUCUGUUCCUAAUCUAUCGUGAUAUGUUGCACUUUGGUCUGUUAAACUGUGGCGUAUUCUUAAAAGAGAUAUAUGAGGAUGCCUCUGUUAUGGAUUGUUAGAUUAUCUGUAUAUUUUUCUCCUUAUACAGCAGAAGGUAUAAGCUACACAUGUCAUAUGUUGUAGUCUACAUCGUGUAGGAUAUGUUAGUUAUCCAACACGCUCAAAAUGAAAAAUUCCUGUCCUGCUUCAAAUGACGCUAACCUGCUGUCUCACAUACCAUCACAUAUGAAAGUUUGCACCACCUGUUGAAAUUUAAUUCCAUUUUAUCUUCUCCUUCUAUAAUAUUCAAAGGUCAGCAUACUGGAUGAGGAAUCUUGGGUUGUUGACUUGAUGACUAGAAAAAAUGCAGCUCUUGACUUUUAUCUGUUCUUGAGAGCUGAUGAAGUGUUGACUUUCUCUUCAGAGAACAUUGAAUGUGUUCUUUUUGUUGUCGUCUAUUGGCAUGAGGGGAGAAAGGAACAUAUGUGAAGCCGGCAGAAACACAUCCAUAUCUACCUAGAUCACAUCAGUCGCUGUGAAAAUAUUGCCCAUAAUUCUUUUUCCAGCCACAGCAUGCAAGAUCGGAUGAUUCUCGCAUGGAUUGGCCAAAUUUUGAACAAGAACAAUCCGUGUCUGGUCUGAUCUCCGGGGGGAACUUCGUCUCCACUUAAAGUUGUACAAAAUAAAUGGCAAUUGGCUAAUCUCAGUUCAUUGAAGAAGAAGAGUGAAAGUGAAAGCUUCGGGGUAUUACAGUUCUCUGCUGUCCUAUGCUCUGCUACACUGGUCACUGUUGACCAAGGUGGGGUACCCAAGUGCCCCACCAUGCAUGUUGUGCACAUAGAGCAGCAACCCACGUAAUAUGGGGUAGAAGGGGGAUUUACUGUUGUCGCUAAUUAGAAACUCUAGUUUCUUUAUUUUAAUCUUCUCUAUUUUCGAAUGGUCGUAUCCUAUUAUUUGGGGUACACCUGUAUUCUUUUAUUGAUUAUCUUCGUGAAAAAACCCUCUCAUCGUCUCCUUUCUGUUGGUCCACUUUCAUCUUGUUAGUGCCUAUGUGGUCUCUUUAUAGGAAGUUACAGGAUCAGGGCAGGGUGGGGGAUGGCAUCGAUAGCGUAAUCUGAAAGUUUAUUUUCUGGAACUAUUUGUAUAUGUUUCUAAGCUAACCAUAACUUAGAUUUCUAGAUUUUUUUUUUAUUGGAAUGUUCUACAAAUGCUUUUUAGUUAGAACUGUUUAUAUGUACUAAAUAAAAUUAUUAUCUCGUGAUAUUAUUUUAUUUUAGGCUAAAUCUAGGUUCAUUCCCUCAAUUAAUGCUGAUAGGUUCCCAUGAUAAACAGGUGAUUUAGGAUCCCGUGUUUAUCUGUGUUAUUUCCUUUUGCGAGCCUUUAGAUCAAUCUGUAAGUAUUGGGGACCAUCGUGGGGGAGAUUUUAGGUGGAUUCGACGCUGGUAUUGGCUUUAUUACAAGUUUGUUAGUAUUUUUAUAUCCGAGGUUGGCGAGAAAAUUAGCCCUUUUUAGCAAGCUGCCAAAUUUUCCGGUUGUUAAAUCUUAGCCAGUCUUCACAUAAAUCUCAGGGGAUGGAUGAAACCAAGAUGGCUUAUCUUUUCCCAGUUAUUUGAGUUGUCUCCAAUCAAUAAUUUCAUUCGGCUGCAUUCAAAGUGAAUGCUAUUUUUCAUCCAGGUUCAAGCAGGUGCUGGAGGAACAGAAAGCAUGGACUGGGCUGCCAUGAUUUUGAACAUGUACAAAAUGUGGGCAGAUCGUCGUGGAUUUAGCGUUAGCAUUGUUGAUGAAAUGCCUGGUGAGAUUGCAGGAAUCAAGGUCAUUAGCUGCCUGCCUCUCUUUCAUUCAUGUUUUUUUAAAAUUAUCUAUAUUUGUUCCUUUUGAUCUUCAAUUUUCCUGCAUGCUGAAGUACAUUCAUGGAAUGAUGUCCUGUGCAUUAUAGUUCUCUGAAAUUUGGAUAAUCAUAGCAACAUUUUCAAGACCCGAAUAUACUGUUUAUGGAUUGUCUUUAGGAAUUUAUUUUUUUAAAAAAAAUAUUAUCGUUUUGUAAAGUAUAUAUUUUAAAAUUUUUGAGAGUAGGGUUCAGGGCUUGGUCCUGAGAAUGGCAAAAAACUAAUCAGUAGAAGCUGAAGCGAUCCCUUUUCUCAGCGCCAUGUUCAUAUGUUUCCAUGUUUUCUUUGUUUCCUGACUUUGUUACGAUUGGGUUUUUCCUCCUGACCACAAUUUUCUUACUUCUGUUCUAUACUGAAUAUCUCAGUCUAGAUCAAAGAUUCCUUAACCGACAAGAGCUAGUCCUAGUUCCUGCUACCUUGGCAGAAACAUUUACAUCUGUUUUCUAAUCUUCCGUCAACAGGAUGUUUCUUGAUCCCAUUAACGUAGAAAUUUUUGGGUGGGUAAUCUCCUGUUUUAUGAUAUCAAGAACUUAAAUUCACUCAUGAUGCGUGCCCGGUGUUUUUUCGCAUAAUUACCCAUAUAUAUACAUAGAUUCCUAAUCAGUGAUGAAUGCAGCAGUUUUCUUCAAACUAUUGCCUUGCAGAUUGCUGGUUUUUUUUCCUUGAAUCUGAGAUUUCUUUGCUCUUCAGCGGGCGACGAUUAAAGUAGAGGGCAAAUAUGCAUUCGGGUACACAAAGUCAGAGGUUGGCGUCCACAGAUUGGUCAGAAUUUCCCCUUUCGACAGCGGAAAACGGCGUCAUACCUCCUUUGCGGCCGUCGCCGUGAUUCCUAUCCUCGGAGAUGUCUCCUUCCGCGUUCAGAUCAACGAAUCCGAUCUCCGAAUUGAGCGGUUUCGCGCCGGGGGCGCCGGUGGCCAGCACGUCAACAGCACAGAGAGCGCUGUGAGGAUCACACACAUCCCCACAGGGGUAACGGCUACCUGCCAGAAUGAAAGGUACGCAGGAGGGGGGUUUUGUUCUAUGCUCUCUGCUCUGGCCAAUCCUCAGCUUUUUGGCACUUAGCCUCAGAUACUGGUUUGCUCAGAAUCUUCAACUCCAUUCAAUUCACACUGGCAAAUCACCCGCUUUUAGAAACUGAUUGAUAUGAAGGUGCUGUUUUUGGACGAUGUUCAUUGCUUUGUGGAAUACUUUGCUCAAAUUUUCUAUUUCAUUUAAUUGAAUAGCUGCAAAAUCUGGUCCAGGCAUAUGCAUAUAUUGGAUUUGCUGCUUUCAGAAACUUGAUGGGUAUAUGACCUUAUUGAUCAUUUUGCUCAAAAUUUUCAUUUUUUUUGUUGUUAGCUGACUGCAAGUUUGAUCCAAAUAUAUUGCAGUACUAGAUCACUUGCUUAUAGCUCACAAUCUUUAGUUUAAUUUAAUCUUUUAUUUAUUUCAAACUUUAUCCAUAUAUACUGAAAUGGGUAUUUCUCCGUGGAAUUCUUGAUCUUACACGCCAUGCUGUUGGGCUAUGAACCAUUUGAUUCUCUCAAGCUUUUUUCUGAUGAUCCCCACAAUUUCCUUGUGAGUCCACAGAAAAAAAAAAUGAAAGAAAAAAAAAAGGGUUCCAUUUUUGUACUCUCUGUGAUAUUCUGAUUGUGGGAACGGUGUUAUGUCCUGGUCACAGAUCACAGCAUAUGAACAAAUCCUCUGCCAUGUCGGUGCUUCAGUCGAGAUUGGACCAGCUCGAGAUGGCCCGCCGAGCGCAGCUGAAUGCCGAGCACACACAAUCGUUGACGGAGAUAAGCUGGGGCAACCAGAUCCGGUCCUAUGUGCUGCAUGUGGGUGUCUCUGAACCAAAGUCAACCCAUGAUUUACCCUUUUCAGAAAUUUAUGAUAUUUAUUUAUUUUAUUUCCCGCCCUGCAGCCGUAUCGGAUGGUCAAGGAUCUUCGGACAAACUAUGAGAUGUCCGAUCCGGAUGCCGUCCUGGAAGGUGACCUCGACGGCUUCAUCUUGAACUAUCUCUCUUCUUCUCUUGACACAAAUAAUGAGGAUCAAACAGGUGCCCGAUUUUAA
This is a messenger RNA of Spirodela intermedia, 7578 nucleotides long. The record is from the annotation of a GenBank genome assembly. Lineage: Eukaryota; Viridiplantae; Streptophyta; Magnoliopsida; Alismatales; Araceae.